CCCGCGCCACGCGGGCUGCCGCAGAAUACGAUUAGCACCGAAUAACAGCACACGUGAGCCAAGGCGGUAGUCCGUUAUUCGAUCUCGGCGUUAUUCCCCUGCCUUCCCUGUAAAGCAUGGAGGAAACUCGGAGAGACGGGAGGCGGGCCAACCAGAUCCGCCCUCUCGCGGCAGAGCAGGGCAUCCUCAACAGAGCGGACGGCUCCGCUCGCUUCGUGCAGGGCAACACCUCCGUCCUCGCCGCCGUCUACGGGCCGGCCCCGGCUAAGGCGUUGAGGAUGGAGAGGCCAGAGGGUGCAACGUUAGAUGUGAGCUUCAAGCCGGAGAGCGGGAUAACGUUACCCGCCGAUGCGGAAUCGGCAGCGCUGCUGCGGAGGUCGCUGGAGGAGGUGGUGCUGAGGUCGAGAUAUCCUAGGACCGUGGUGUCAGUUAUCAUUCAGGUGAUCGUUGACGACGGGGCUGUUCUGAGCGCUGCUCUGAACGCUGCUACGAUGGCCCUCCUCAACGCCGGGGUAGAGAUGACGGGCAUGGCCCUCUCGGUCACCUGCUGCAUCACCGCGGCGGUCUCUGGCCGGUCCGUGCUCUUGGACCCAUGCAAGGCUGAGGAGAUUGAUGCAGCCGCCACCGCCGUCGUCGCCACUCUCUCCGCCGGUGGUGGAGUCCUGUCAUGCCGCGCCGUCGGUUCGAUGAGCCAGGAGGAGUAUUUCGCGUGCUGCGAGGCGGCGUCGCUGGGCACGACGGCCGUGCGAUCGUUCGUGAGGCUAUCCGCAGAGCAGAAGGUCAACCGCGAAGCAGAAACUCUGAGAUGACGAUGGGAGCCUGAGCGUGAAUGGAGCCUUUUGCAGCGUACUGUGGAAUCGAGGGCGCCUUCCUGCAUGUUGACUAUCGUCGACGAAUCCACCUGGCCGCUGCUGUCGCACGCGCGAAGAUGAACUUGCCGGGUAUGUGCGUGGACCAGCGUAACAGGCAUUCGCUCUACCAUUGUGACAGCUGUGCAGCGCGUGUCACCCGGCGCUGGAAAGGUGUGGCGUGGCGUUGAAGUCGAGCAUGACUGCUGCAAGUGUUCGUUUGGGCUUACGAUGAAAAUUGACGCGAAGAACCGAGUCUCAUGAUUCAAAAUCGGCGGUCGUCAUUCGUGAGCGAAUCUUUAGGCUGUUGCACAAAAGUUUUCAGGUUCACCCAUAUGAUUAGUAGUUCAAGCAAGGAGUGCAGCUGAAUAAUGUUGUCUUGGUUAGUUCUGGCUUGAUCUUGAACUGCAACAGACGACGACCAGUUUCUUUCCAGCCCAGCUAGCAACCAUAUUGGGCUUGCGCGUGUGAAAAUUCUGCUGUGCGAGGAGUGGGCACGCCGCCACUUCGUUGCCCGAUUGCUGGACCAAUCCGCAACCGGCGAAGAAGGCCAUGAUGCAAAUGGUGGCGUAGCGUUGGUAAAGACAGUGGUUUCCUCAUCCAGCUGUACGACUCAGUAGUGAAGCCUGCUGCAUUCGGUUUUGGCAGGCCAGUUGUCCACGAGAUAAGACUUUUGGAAGAUUUUGCGGUUUGACAACCUCCAGCCUAGUCGGUAGAGUGCCGGAUAUGGUGCCCUGAGAAGCUUUGAUCAGCGCCUGUGGAGUCGGCUUGUCUCAGGGUACAGUAACGAACGUGUCUUUCCCCCCACUUGUUGUCUCGAGAAACGCUUUCAUGUCGAUGGCGCAACUUCACGGACGUAAAUCCUUGUGCCCGUCGGUGGUUUCGUGGAUGCCGUUUGGGCCCGUGUAUUGGAAUGAGCGGAAAGCGAUCUCGAGGAGCAGCCUUGAUGGACCUCUGUUCCUGCACUGUUGCGAAGCCAUUUCACUCAACGUUGAGCGAGUUCUAUUAGGCUGCUGCUCCAUAUGGUCACUGCCAACUCGCGUGCGUGCGCUCGCUGUACAACAUUUUGGAGACUUGUAUGCACAGGAGCCAAAAGGUACAGAUUUGAAAUCGAAGGAUAUGGGCGCAAGCGUUGCCUCAGGAGCAUGCCUUCGAGUGGACUGGAAAUUUGCCUUCUUUGGGGAUGCUAAUAUAUACCUUGACGCGUAAUAGCUACUAACUGCAACGAAUGACCUGGUGGGUUACGAGC
Molecule: messenger RNA, 2097 nt
Organism: Ectocarpus sp. CCAP 1310/34
Lineage: Eukaryota; Phaeophyceae; Ectocarpales; Ectocarpaceae
Source: the annotation of a GenBank genome assembly